Molecule: messenger RNA, 1093 nt
Organism: Acaromyces ingoldii
Lineage: Eukaryota; Fungi; Basidiomycota; Exobasidiomycetes; Exobasidiales; Cryptobasidiaceae
Product: 60S ribosomal protein L14
Exons: 1
Coding region: 481-894 (137 amino acids)
Biological process (GO): translation; ribosomal large subunit biogenesis
Cellular component (GO): cytosolic large ribosomal subunit; ribosome
Molecular function (GO): RNA binding; structural constituent of ribosome
Source: RefSeq, a predicted model, not a curated record
AAGCCAUCAAUCACCCUCCUUUCGACAAAGGUUAGUAGUAGUGCUCGAUGAUGUGGGACCAGUGCGUGGAGACGCCGUUGGUUAUGCGGUCAGAAGCUGCGUACGGCAUUGCUGGAUGGGAUGGGAAAGGAGGGAGCCGGAGGCGGCGCGCUCAUUUGGGACGAACCUUGGCCUGGGUCAGAGAGCAUAUGCAGGCGAGCAGGAUACAUCAGGACGAUGCAUGGAGGGGUAAUGGCGUUUGCCGGGAACGAAUGGAAAGGCCGCCCGAUCUAUUAUCUGGGAGCUAUGGGCGGCUGGCCUCUAGGGGGAAAGUACCUCGAAGGAUUUAUGUCCUGGUAGGCGCCAAAGGCAACUCGCAGAAGGUCCUGGUGCCGAUGAGGAGUCUUAGGCAGCUUUGAUGUCGUCGAGAAGCACUUUUCGCAGAAGAUUGGACCAGAAAGUACACGAAAUGCUGACUCUUCGAUUCCUCAGACCAUCACAAUGCCCGCCAAGGAGGCUUUCAAGCGUUUCGUCGAGGUCGGCCGCGUCGUCAUCGUCAACGAGGGCGAGUCGGCUGGCAAGCUGGCCGUCAUCGUCGAGAUCAUCGACCACAACAAGGCUAUCAUUGACGGCCCCUCGACUGGCGUCCCCCGUCAGGCUUUCCGCUACCGGUACAUGUCCCUGACCCCUCUGGUCGUCAGCAAGCUGCCCCGCGCUGCCGGCACCUCGACGGUCAAGAAGUACUUUGAGCAGGAGGGCAUCACCGAGAAGUGGGCGUCGACCACCUGGGCCAAGAAGAGGCAGGCUCACAAGCUCAAGCGAGAGAUGUCCGACUUUGACCGGUUCAACGUCAUGCUCCUCAAGAAGGAGCGCAGGCGAAUCAUUGGAACGGCCGCCAAGAAGGUUUCGGCGUAAGCAGUAGGACCCGCGCUCUCCUCACCCACCCUUGUACUUUCUAUCCAUCUACCAGCCCUGGCAUCGACGGAGGCACACGUCGAAGCAUCAGCAGCAACAUCAUCUAAAACUCCAGGGGAAGCUUACGUCUUUGCUCUCCUCGACCAUCACUCGUGUGGCCAUGAUCCUCCUUUCUCUUUCAAUCAUAAGACAAACAUCA